Mesorhabditis belari is the source of this 792-nucleotide messenger RNA. The record is from the annotation of a GenBank genome assembly. NCBI's taxonomy places the organism in Eukaryota, Metazoa, Nematoda, Chromadorea, Rhabditida, Rhabditidae.
AUGGAAACAGAAGAAACCCGUCAAUGGGAACGACAUGUUACCGCGAAUAAUCACCGACUCCACACAAUCACUCAGAGUUUGGGCGACGUGAACGCAUUCCAAGGUGGUUGCCGAGAGCUCAUUCAAUGGUGCAGUGAUCCGAGAGCAUUCACGGCUCAUUUUGAGGCGAAUCUUCUCAACGCUUUACAAGCUGUUGUCGACAAUGCAGCCAAAGAGGGAUUCUCGAGUGAUUUAGCCUCGGAGCUGGUGGCUCUUUGCCAUCAUCAUCGACGACAUCUCUCGAAGAAUGCUUCCACGCGAAUUGGUCGAUGGCACGAGCAAUUUCGUCGUCAAAAGCGAAACGCGAAAAAGAAACAAAAAAGGGAUGAAGAGGGCAAUGGGAACAGUCAAAUCACCCAGAUUCAAGGUUACGUCGAAGAGCCACAAACGUACGUGCUUGUCGAUCCGCAACAGUCGAUCCAAACAAGCGAAGGAGUGACUGUGGUGACAAUGUGGGAUGGGACGAUGACGCAGCCCAUGCCUUCACCCUCAUACCCCGGAUAUCCGCCUCAAUAUGGAAUGGGAAUGCGCCCAAUGGACUAUGGUUCGAUGGAGGGCUAUGAUCCGGCGAUGAUGUACCAGGGGCAAGCGCCGCAAAUGAUGAUGCCACAUCCGGGGAUGAUGCCGAGACCCAUGAUGCAUCCCAACUUUGAUCCCGCUCAAUUCCCCCAUGGAAUCCCUUCAGCCACGAAUAGGGUUCCUGGCCAAGUUCGCCCGAUGCCACCGUAUGGAAUGAUGCCCAAUUACCCUCAA